GAGCUAUCGAAGACACCGUCGCAGGAAUCGUUAAAAAGUGGUGACUCCCAAGCGAGUACAGUGAAUAGUACGGAAGUUGUGGAUGAACAACAUGAUAAAAAGCCAACAUCCACAACAGUUACGGCGUCGUCGUAUCCAACCAAGGAUAUGGCUAAUCUGAGGCGUAGAUCACAGAUUUCUCGAAGCACUCGUCGCGGUACCGGUCCGAUCUCGUUUGAAGAGGUGCAGUCAGCAUUGGAUGCGAUCUCAACUCCUCCGAAGGAUCAGUCACAACAACAAGUCACCGAGGGUGUGAGCAGUCUAAAUGCACCAUCCACAUCCUACACGAACACAUCUACAACAGCUGCAUCCACUCUGGCAUCAGCCAAAAAUCAGUCAUCAUCGGUACCUUCAAGCGCAUCGACUGCGAAUAGUAACGCGAUCACACGGGUAAUGAUCACGGAACGUGAUAAAUCUUUGCAACCGUCGCAGUCGGCGGUGAGCCAUGCGAAUACGGUGACGCCUUCAUCUCAACAACCUCACGGUGUUACCCCACCGGUACCUCCGAGGUCCUCGUUGAGCUCAGCCUCUAAGCAGCCAUCAGAUCUAGUCACGGUCACUAGUCGUGAUGGUACACCGGCCUCUGCAAAGAUUGAUUCGAUAGAUUAUAAGGAAUUGUAUGAGAAGGAGAGGCAAGAAACGGAACGGUUAAGGAAAAUGCUGGAGGAGUUGCAAGAGGUGUGU
This is a messenger RNA of Anisakis simplex (herring worm), 723 nucleotides long. The record is from the annotation of a GenBank genome assembly. Lineage: Eukaryota; Metazoa; Nematoda; Chromadorea; Rhabditida; Anisakidae.